Molecule: messenger RNA, 612 nt
Organism: Elephantulus edwardii (Cape elephant shrew)
Lineage: Eukaryota; Metazoa; Chordata; Mammalia; Macroscelidea; Macroscelididae
Product: killer cell immunoglobulin-like receptor 2DL5A-like
Exons: 2
Coding region: 1-612 (203 amino acids)
Source: RefSeq, a predicted model, not a curated record
AUGGCCUCUCGUGUUUUGAGGAGGGCCACGUAUGGAACACUUAGGGCUUUAAUGACUUUCUUUUCAUCCCAAGUUGGUGUCAGCAUAGGUGAAUUGCCAGAUGAAUUAGCUGAGAGUCUGCCAGUGUUUGAAUGUAGUGGAAUUGUAAAGUAUGAAAAAUGUCUGGCCUCACUUGCAGAGAAAAAGAGUUGCAGAGAAAACUUCAUAAACACUUCUCCAUCACCCACAAACUCAUCUCCACUGCCCACAAGUACUUCCCCAUCACCCACAAGCAAGUUUUCAUCACCGGCAGAACCGAAUUCCCAAGCUGGUAACAGUAGACUUUUGUCUAUUCUGAUUAGACUCUCAGCGGUCACCAUCAUCCUGGUCCUCCUCAUUUGCUUCCUCAUUUGUCACUGCUGUCGUGCAAAAAAGGAUGCCACUAUGCUCAGCAGAGAGCCUGAAGUGGACACCGCAGUGAGUGGGAAGGUACCUGAAGAAGACCCACAAGAGGUGACUUACACAGAGCUGGGACACUGGACUCCCAAGAGGAAAAAUAUCACUCCCACCCCACAGAGGUCUGAGGCCCCCUCAACUAAUACCCACCUGUACAUGCAAGUGGCUGUACACUAA